AACUUGCAUUUGUUUAUAAGGAAAUCAAGGAGGUUACUGAUUAUUGUGUCCAGACAUGUCAACGGAUCCGGAGUAAAACCACAUCUGGAAACGCUUGUAGUACAACCUAAAGGAUGAUAAAUGUCCUGAGCAGCCCUCGUUUUUCACGUUGCCCAAUAAUCAGCACCAAUGGAAACGCACUCGGCCCGCCCCUGCCGGUCUAUUGUGAAUCUGCGUUCAACUGGAAACCACUCUUCCAGCCUUGGCACCAAAGUGGCGCACCACGACAUGCACAGCUAAGCGAGGAGUGCGCCUUUGAAGAUGCUUGAUUGUCAAGCAACAAUUUCUGAUUGAGUGACAAGCCUGCCGUCCAAUCGCCACCAUGAUAGCCACAGGCGGUCUGCUGCGCAUGAACAGGCGCCAGGACUCGCUCCGCUCAAAGAACCGGGCGGAAAACAAAAGGAAGCGGAAAUCCAAGAAAAAGAAGAAGAACGAUGUGGUGGUGGUGAAGGGAAAACUGAAUCUGUGCUCUCCAGCUGGUGUGGUAGCAGGUAUUGGAGUUGUAGUUCUCAUGGUGGGGAUUUCCAUGGCUGUACUGGGCUACUGGCCCAGCCAGAGCCAGCAGCAGUACCAGGAGCGUCGCAGAACUGGAGCGUACCACAACAGGAUGAGCUUCUCCAAAAGUCAACCAGUUUCCUCUAACUCGACGGGCGGUAAGCCUCCUCCUCUCAGUCAGGCAGAGGGAGUCAACCAGAGCCGUUCCAACAGCAGCACCCCCUCCCGCAACUGUGGCUUCCUGUGUGAUUUCCUGGAUAACUACCUAUACUCGGACAAUCUUAAAGUCUUCGGACCGCUCGUGAUGGGAAUCGGAAUCUUUCUUUUUAUCUGUGCCAAUGCAGUCCUCCAUGAGAACCGAGACAAGAAAACCAAAAUCAUAAACCUGAGGGAUAUCUACUCCACAGUCAUAGACCUGCACAACAUAAGGUCCAAAGAGUACUCGCCUCUGAAUGGUCUGGUGAACUACACCCAAGCCAGGAAUGCUGAAGGCCCAUCUGGAGCUUUCCCUGCAAGUGGGAUGCUUACUCGUAGUUCUUGGCCCUCUACUGGACUCGGUUUCCAUGGUGAGUCAGGGGGCGAUGAAGUAUUCAGACGUCCUUCGUUGGCUAGCAGGCCUCUUAGCUGGUCUAGAGAUGUCCAGACCUUCACUGAUACUGUCUACAGCAUCUACAAAGACUACAGCAAUAGCAGCGAGCAGGCCCCUCAGCCCCGACAGUGGGAUACCACCUCCAUUGUCACCUCUUCUGUGAAUGCUUUCACCCUCCCUGUGAUCAAACUGAAUAACUGUGAGGUGGGGGAGUCUGAGAGGGCCGAGGCAGAGGAUCACUCAGAGGAAGAGGUCAUCAUCGAGGCGGCUGCUUCUGUUACUGAAACUAUCAGCGAGGAAGGACAAGCCAGCAGCAGCAGCCAGAAAGACGAGACGGAUGCAAAGGAGAAGGACGCCUCGAUGGCUGAUUCCCCCCCGCCUCAUCAGAGCCAUGAGGACAUAACCACAGCUGACCAGCAGGGGGAGCCGCUGGCUCAGCCUCAACUACAGUGGACCCAGCUGUUUCCUCCAUCACCUGUUGCCAGGGCGAUGGGGUCACGGCUGUCGCUCAACUCCCUCACGGAUCAGCCCCGGUCUGCACGCCGCUGCAGCCUGUCUGUGACUGUAUGUCGUCAAGGCGACAAAGGCAGGCGCUUCAGCUGCCCUCGUCUGGAGCGCUCCAACAGUAAGGGCUACAUCAAACUGACUGACCUGGGGGGAGACUCCUUCGAAGCCCCAGACACAGACACUUCUUUAGUGGCUGCAGAGCAGGAAGUAGCAGCAGAUGCAGCAGCAGAGGCAGCGGAGGAAGGAGCUCAGGGAGGGGACGAUAUGGUGACACCGAGCACCUCUGCAGAAUCCUAGACUCAUAUCUGAGCCUCUGAAAACUCUUUGAUGUCUUAUUCUUCUGUUCCUACCUUCCUCUCUGACUGCUGAUGGGAAGCUGGCCAUUACAGGGACAUGGACCAUGGAGAGAAAGCAGCUAAGGACUAUUGAAACAUAGCCAUGAACACUCAAGAGCCAAGCUCUUUAUAAAUACCACAACCACAGCUCAAUCUUCAGAUGUAAUUUUUCUAUUUUUUCAAUGUAGCAAGAGCAAUACUAAAGACUUGUCAGAAGAUUAGAAGAGAUUUGUAUAAAAAGAAGAUCAGAUGAGAUUUUACUUUUCUUUUGUAUAAGAGUAAGGCAAACAUUGUAGCUUGUAGAAUUGCCAAAUCUGUCACAGACCUGCUGUCUGACAUGUUGUACUGUAGCAUCCACACAUGCCACAGAACAUUACAUAGUCUAGUUUUGUUUCUCUACAUUGUUGUGUGAUACCACGUGAAAAAGGUGAACUGAAUUGAAUCUCAGGUAGACGUUUGGUUUAGGAAUGGGACCUUGAAGACAAGGUCUUCCCUCUGUGCACACUUGUUUAUAUGAAGCAUUUAUGGUUGAAUAAACUUGCCUGUAACACCUUC
Messenger RNA from Notolabrus celidotus (New Zealand spotty), 2520 nucleotides. RefSeq names its product transmembrane protein 200C. Bases 362 to 1927 code for a protein of 521 amino acids. The record is from RefSeq and is a predicted model, not a curated record. The transcript is spliced from 2 exons. NCBI's taxonomy places the organism in Eukaryota, Metazoa, Chordata, Actinopteri, Labriformes, Labridae.